AUGGCUGGCUUCAUCCGUAGCAAGCAAGCCGGCAUCCAAAACGACCUCUCCGCCGGGCUCACACCCGAGCAUGUCGCGAUCGAUGACAUCGAGCGUUAUGGUAUCAACAGCCAGAUAGGUGCCAUCGCCUAUGAUCCUGUGCAAUCACUGCUGGCAGUGGGCACAAAGGACAGCAAAUUUGGACCUGGACAAAUCUAUAUCUUCGGCAGAGGCAGAGUCGCCGUCACAUUCGACUUACCUCAACGAGCAUCAGUCAAGCAGAUACAGUUCUGCGCCGACAAGCUUGUCUGCCUUGACUCUAAAAAUGAUCUCUCAUUCUAUUCGCUAGAGUCGAAGAAACUUAUCGGAUCACACUCACCGCCAGGUGUCGCAACGACUAUCGCGACAGAUCCCGCCUUGGAUUACGCUUUGAUUGGUAUGCAGUCCGGAGAUGUUCUCGCUUACGAUAUGGACCGAGAGGGAGCCGCACCUUUCCGCAUCCCAAACCUAUGGGCCGAGCGAGAUCCAAGAGUUCGAGUGUCACCAGUCGUCAGCAUUCAAUUCCAUCCUAGAGAUAUCGGAAAGCUCCUGAUCGGCUACGUUCACGGUGCAGUUACCUUCUCAUUUAAGCUAAACCAAGCUCAAAGAUUCUUCCAGUAUGAAGUCCCUGCUGGAGCUCCUGGUGGUCAUGCAGAUCCAGAUACAUCAAGGACGCCUCGUUGGCCGAAACUUACACAAGCAGUAUGGCAUCCUACUGGCACUUUCAUCUUGACCGGACACGAAGACAGCUCGAUGGUAUUCUGGGAUCCCAAGGAUGGGAGAAUCAUCUUGGCUCGAACAACUAGUGAGACACACAUCAACAUUCCUGGAAAGGGUGCUACAACUCUUGGGCCAACAGUGUCAGUGAAGGAGCCUAUCUUUAAAGUCGCCUGGUGCGCGAACAAAGAUCCCGAUGACACUGCACUCCUUAUUGCUGGUGGUGCAGACACAACUAUGCCUACCAAAGGCAUGACGUUCUUCGAAAUGGGCCGAACUCCAAACUAUGCAACUUCAAGUUGGGAUGUUCUCGCUGAUCACCUGGAGUCACCACGCCGACAAAGAGUACUGCCAACACCACCAAAUGCCGAAGUUGUCGAUUUCUGUCUGAUUCCGAAAGAGUCGCCCCACUUUGCCGGUGCUCAAGAUCCCAUUGCCAUCCUCGCGCUUCUGUCUUCGGGAGAAGUCAUCUCGCUCAGCUUCCCAAGCGGUAUACCUAUCACACCCACCAACCAACUACACGUUUCAAUGACCUUUGUCCACCCAUUCAUCAGACGUGCCAAUAUCACCACAGUCGACAGAGUGAGAUGGCUUGGCAUGACCGAGAAUCGCAAUCAAGGUCCUCGUAUCUUGAAGGGUGGUGUGGAGCAGACACAUCCUCUCAAACGCUAUGAAAAUCGAAAUAUCAUUCAGACAAUGCAUGCGGAUGGUACAGUCAGACUCUGGGACGCCGGUCAUGGCGAUGAGCUAGAAAACGACAAAGUCCUUGAAGCAGGUGUAGGUCGAGCCGUGGGACGUAUCGAAGGUGUAGACAUUACCACCACUUCUUUAGCAAGUGCGAGUGGUGAGUUUGCAGCAGGUACCAGGAGUGGCGAAGUUGCAAUCUUCCGCUGGGGCAACAAUAGGAACUUUGGUCGCGAUGUACCGCCUUCUGCUGGUGGCAACCGUCCGAAUGCUCUCACCAACAUUAUCGACAGAGCCGAUCCGAACCUCAAGGAAGGUUUGUGUCCAUUCACCUUGCUCGACUUGCAAAGUGGUCCUAUCACUUCAGUCAAGGUCAGCGAGGUCGGCUUCGUCGCUACUGCUUCGGAAGGGGGUAAACUGGCCGUUAUUGACAUGCGUGGCCCUGCCAUCAUCCACCUCGGCACUACUCAAGAAUUUGGUAAGGGCGAGAAGCUCGGUACGCUACGUCGCAAGAGCUCUCACGCACCAGACAAGCCUGAAUGGGUGACAAAGUUGGAGUUCAGUGUUAUGACCCUCGAAGAUGAAAAUUACUCUAGCGUGAACCUGCACGCUGGUACUAAUCUAGGGCGACUAGCAACUUUCAAGCUCGUCCCGGACAGUUCUGGGCGCUAUGUUGUCGAGUUCAAAGGCGUAACCACUUUUGACGGUCGUAUCAUCCAUAUAUCGCCCGUCGACACCCACACAGGCAGACCGGCAUCCGCAAAUCAAAACGCCGUCGCCAAUCUUCGCAACGGCGCAAAGACUGAUGGUGUCCUCGUCGCCGUAACCACAAGUGAAGCCCGUAUCUUCCGUCCAGCCACUGCAAAGGGAGCCCACAAGACUUUCGACAGCCACUCCUGCGAGUCAGCGGCUGUAGUGAGAUUCCAGGAUCAAGGCUAUGUGCUUGCCGGAUUGUUUGGUGAUGGUACUGUGCGUGCUUACACAUUACCUGCUCUCAAAGAGCUAAACUCGAUCAACAUCUCGCAUAUCCUGGACACGAGACGCUUUGCAGAUUCGAUCAUCGUACCCAACGGUGACAUAUUUGGCUGGACCGGUCCCUCUGAGAUGGCACUGAUCAACAUGUGGGGAACAGGUCAACUCUUGCCAAAAUCUUUAGACAAACUGUUCAACCCUGAAGCUCUCAUCCCACCUCGACCCACAAUCUCAAACUUCCAAUGGGUAGCAGGAACCCAAUACGUCACCCCCUCCGACAUGGAUCUCCUCAUCGGCGGUCCCUCCCGCCCCCCCUCAAAACGCAUGCUCGCCCAAUCCCGCGCCGACGAAGCCGCUCUCCGCGCUUCCUCUCGCAACCCCACCACUUCGGCGUCUUCAGCAGCACAGCAAAGCACAGAAAGCUGGGGCGCAUACAUGCAAAGACAAGUUCAAGAACGCACACAAAACCUAUCCAUCAUGGGUGAUUCGAUGGAGAAUCUAGAGCAGAAUAGUCAAGGCUGGGCUGAUGAUGUGGGCAAAUUUGUAAACAAGCAGAAAAGGGGUGUGGUUACUGGGUUGAUCAAACAUAAAUUUGGGUUCUGA
Aureobasidium subglaciale EXF-2481 is the source of this 2994-nucleotide messenger RNA. RefSeq lists its product as uncharacterized. Bases 1 to 2994 code for a protein of 997 amino acids. The record is from RefSeq and is a predicted model, not a curated record. Gene Ontology annotation, molecular function: syntaxin binding; myosin II binding; GTPase activator activity. Gene Ontology annotation, biological process: regulation of protein secretion; regulation of exocytosis; establishment of cell polarity. Gene Ontology annotation, cellular component: cytoplasm; plasma membrane. The transcript is spliced from 4 exons. Lineage: Eukaryota; Fungi; Ascomycota; Dothideomycetes; Dothideales; Saccotheciaceae.